ACUUCCGCCAGGUCUAUACCGCCUCAGAAGUACAAUGACCUCCAGCCACCAUUCCGACGCGCGGACCUCCCGGCUGUGGCAAGUGGCCACACCGCCUCGUGUGACAUAGACAAAGACGCGAUCCUCCUCAUGAAUCGAUGCGCCUCCCACGGAUACCGCAGCCCUCUUUCAGCCCCAUCUUAUCAGCUGUCGGAUGCCGAAAGGGAAUCCUGCCUCGUUGCACCUUUGUCACCGUGCAUCCCGCGACAUACACACGACAUGCGCCCUGCGAUUCUGGUCUAUGUCGUGACACUUGUCACGCUGGUCGGCGCGUGUGCUGGUCAUAAACAAGAAUGCGAGGCGCUUAUAAGGGCCCGAGCUGAUGGGUUGUUCCUUUCAUCUGAACACCCAUCUUGAACAUACCAGCCAUCCUUUUCAGCACGUCUAACCAGCCCGAACGAACUAUGCAGUCCUACAUCAGCGUCUCUUCUGGCUCCCCUGGUCUCAUCUCCCUCCCGCUGACCCCCAACCCCACUGCAAACAUCAGAGCAGAGCAGAGCUUGGGUCUCCGUUUGCUGAACGCACCCUGGCGCGCGAGGAAUGCUUUCCAGACACCGCCACCUUCCCCACCUAUUCGUUCGCAGGCCCCCAGCCCCUCCCGCUCACCCAAGCGCUCUCGCGAGGUCGAAGACAGCGAGAGCGAAGACGUUGAAAACCCACCCACCCCCUCCAAGCGCGCCCGCAGCGACGACGGCGAUGUCGUCCCCGUGCGCAUCGAGCGCGUGCCCACUCAUGAGCUACCAAACAACAACCGACCGACGAAUGGCCUCCCGACAAACGUGACCGAGCUUCAAACCCUCCUGCGCUUCGCCUACGCGGAGAACGCGACCCUCAAGGCCACCAACCUCAUCCUUGCGGAGAGGACCGUGAAGACGACGAGCGACCUCGACAGCGCGGAGAGACGCGCCGCGGCCGCCGAGGCUGCUCGCGCGCAAGUCGCCCGCCAGUUGCAGGAGGCCCAAGAAGAGUUGCAGGACGCGGAAGAAGCGUUAGAGGAGGAGACAGAGCGCGCUGAUGACGCUAAGGAAGACGCAAAGCUGUCCGAGAUCGAGGCCAACCAAGCUUGGAAUAUGGCGGAAGACCUCGAACGCAGGCUGGAUAUGGCGAAGAGCCAGCUGGAGGACGCGCAGCUCGAAGUUGAAAACAUGAGGCACGAACUGAAGGAUAUGGAGGAGUGGCAGGAGGACACGCAGUGGGAGGCGGAUGAGAGGUGGAACGCACUGCGCGAUCUGGACGAGACCCGUGCGCGUCUCAACGAGACUCGCGCCCGCCUGACCGAGGCGGAGGCAGCGAAGGAAGAGCUCCAGGAACUGGUGGAAAGCCUCCUGGAGGGAUGGGCCGACGAGUACGUUUCGCGCCACUGUCUCUGUGAUGACCGCUACGAUACCUUGCAAGAGAGGCUGGCGGCGGCGCAGAAGGAUGUUGCCGAGCUGAGGGCGGAGCGCGCCGCGCUCGGGAUCCGCACGGCUCGCGACAUGGCGAUCUCCGCGCUGCUGUGCUGAAGUCUUCAUCUCCCUGCUCAAAUCCCUCCUCUCUGUUCGUCUCGCUACCAUCUGUUACCAUAGAUUACCGUUUCUCUAUCACAUUUCUCGUCUUCAUCUAAUCCUCACAUCUAUUCUCGAUUUCUCUCUGGUCUCUUCACUUGCAUACCUUAUAUACUCACUUAUAAUCUUCCCUGCUUAUCUCACGGACACUUGGAAGUUCUGCACAUUUCUUGCAUUGC
Schizophyllum commune H4-8 is the source of this 1762-nucleotide messenger RNA. RefSeq lists its product as uncharacterized. Lineage: Eukaryota; Fungi; Basidiomycota; Agaricomycetes; Agaricales; Schizophyllaceae. The transcript is spliced from 3 exons. Bases 444 to 1541 code for a protein of 365 amino acids. The record is from RefSeq and is a predicted model, not a curated record.